Molecule: messenger RNA, 495 nt
Organism: Fragaria vesca subsp. vesca
Lineage: Eukaryota; Viridiplantae; Streptophyta; Magnoliopsida; Rosales; Rosaceae
Product: LOB domain-containing protein 6-like
Exons: 1
Coding region: 1-495 (164 amino acids)
Source: RefSeq, a predicted model, not a curated record
AUGCACCAGAAAUUCAAGAAUGCCUACCAGGUGUUCGGCAGAAGUUACAUUACCAAGUUGCUCCAUAACCUCAACGAAACGCCUCAGAAAAGAAACGUUGCCAUGAAGAACAUCAUAGCCGAAGCCGAUAGCCGCAUCGCUGACCCAGUCGGCGGCUCUUAUCGUGUUGUGAAGCAGCAAUGUGCUGACCUAAGCAGGUUGCAGUGGAAGGUUGCACAGCAAGAGUUGGAGCUCCAGCAAUUGCGCCGUCAAGUGAAUGCUAAUGUGGCUAUGGCACAACCAUCUUUGUAUCAAGAACAGGGCUACCAGAAUCUUGGAGAACAGAUCGGCAAUGCAAAUCAAGGCCAAGGCAACUUGCUUCACCAAGGAGAGGGCAACUUUGUUCAGGGUUAUGGUCAGCGAAUUCGACAAGAACAGGCUAGCAUUGAUGCUCAGAGUCGGGCAUAUGUUCAUCCACCUUCCCCUUCAUCAUCAACAGCUUCUUCCAGAACCUAA